Asparagus officinalis (garden asparagus) is the source of this 1668-nucleotide messenger RNA. Its product is annotated as transcription termination factor MTERF5, chloroplastic. The transcript has 4 exons. Bases 48 to 1571 code for a protein of 507 amino acids. Gene Ontology annotation, biological process: regulation of DNA-templated transcription. The record is from RefSeq and is a predicted model, not a curated record. NCBI's taxonomy places the organism in Eukaryota, Viridiplantae, Streptophyta, Magnoliopsida, Asparagales, Asparagaceae. Gene Ontology annotation, molecular function: double-stranded DNA binding.
AUUCGUUACCAAAAUAUAGAAAAACCCCUCCUCAAAAUUUCAUAGCAAUGGCGUCUUGGGAUGCGAGCUCGAGCGCCGUCAUCUACCGUCCUUCGCUCCGUCGGCGGACUCCGACUCCGUUAGGGCGUUCCAAGCUACUGCUACUUGUUUCAAGGUCCUUCUCAGAUUUUAGGAUUAAAGUUCCUCAGCAGUUUGUGAUCUGCAGAGCAAAAGCUGUGAAUGACUUUGGAGCGACCGGAAGUCGCAACAUCACUACGGUUCCCUCUAGCUUGUUGGUUGCAGAAAGGGAAGAGGCAAAAGCAGUACUAUCAUUGUUCCUAAGGAAGCAAGGAUUUAGCUAUGCCGUAGCAGCAAGGACGAUCAACAAAUCUGAUGGCUUCAUCGAUCACCUCAUAUCGAAGCUCCACACCAUCCAUAAAUCACGAUAUCUAGUAGGAAGAGAGCUUACCACCCUUGAAAUCAGAAAUGCUCUUGUUCCCUAUCUUGAAUCCCUCCUUGAGGAACACGGAGAUAUUUUCAUAGACAUUGUGGAAAAUUUCCCAAAUCCCCCGGGAACGAUCGAAAGACCCCCUCCAACACUGCCAACAGCAAGCAAUAAUGUAACCUCCAAGAAAGAAAGAGCUCUUGCUCGGGUAAUUCAGCAAAGCCCUGAGGGCCUCUUUCAACCCUCAGUUCUUUAUCUCAUGGACCUUGGUUUAGACCUUGAUCGGAUCAAAGGUAUUGUCCGAAGGUUCCCAGCUUUCGCUUACUACAAUCUUGAUAAAAAAAUUAAGCCUGUAGUUGAAUUUCUCCUUGAACUUGGUGUGCCCCGUUCUGAUAUAUCAACCAUCCUGCAUAAAAGGCCUCAGCUUUGUGGUAUCAGCCUCUCGGAGAACCUGAAGCCCACAAUGACUUACUUGGAGAACUUCGGAGUUGAUAAAAGCCAGUGGGCUAAGGUGAUAUACCGAUUUCCUGCACUCGUAACUUAUAGCAGACAGAAAUUGAAGGCAUCAGUGGAUUAUCUUACUGAACUUGGCAUUUCAAAGGAGAACAUUGGAAAGAUCUUGACUCGGUGCCCGCACAUUAUAAGCUAUAGUGUAGAUGUUAAGCUGAGACCAACUGUUGAAUACUUUGAAUCGAUCGGUAUUGAUGCUUCUUCAUUAAUGCAUCGGUGCCCACAAACAUUUGGUUUGAGCAUCGAGGCGAAUUUGAAACCCGUCACAGAGUUUUUCUUGGAGAGGGGAUACAGUAUUGAUGAGAUUGGAACCAUGGUUUCAAGGUAUGGAGCUCUUUAUACUUUUAGUUUGAAGGAUAAUUUGAUACCAAAAUGGGAUUAUUUCUUGACCAUGGUAUAUCCACGAUCUGAGCUUGUUAAGUUUCCUCAGUACUUUGGUUAUAGUUUAGAGAAGAGGAUCAAGUAUCGGUGGUCUCGAGUUAGGGAAACUGGGGUCAGUUUGGUUUUAAACCAGGUGUUAUCAACUUCAGAAAAGGAGUUUGAAAAGGUGUUGGAGAGGAAACUGGGGAAUAUGUUGGAUGUUCCAGUUGCAGAAGGGAAGGAAACUGUUGCAGAUCUUGAAAAAUCCGAGCAAUAGUUAAUGUCUUGUAAAUUAUGCUCCUGUUGCGUACAAAAAAUUGUACUGUAUUAAUAUUUGAGGUUCAUUCUCCCUCAAUAUGCAGUUGUUUGCAGCA